GGAGGCGGUGCCUGCAUGCUGAUGAGCUGGGCCCGCUGCCGACGCUGCUGGGAGCCCAGCGGGUCCCGCUGCGGUUUGCGCUGAAGUGUCAUCUCUCUCCCUUCUCUCUUCCCCUUGGGUCCUUAUCCUCCGAAACCUCUACCUCAUCCUCGACCUUUACCCUCAUCCAUUUCCCCCUCCUACUCCUUGCACCUGUGUCCCCUGUAACAGUAUCUCCACUCCUGGCGCCCCCCUACCCCGCAUUUUUCCCCUCCCGCCGCCAACCUCGCGACCUCCAGCAGCCCGCCCCCGCGGGCCCGAUCCUGCCUGGCAGCUCCCGCUGCAGCCUCCUCAGCCUUCCCGCUCUGGCGGGGCUCGCCCAACUACGCCCCGGGUAGUCCGCGCUUGGGCUUCCCUGCUGCCCCCCUCCCGUCCCCUCGGAGCCCCCUCCCCCGCCCCGGCCAGCCGGCAUGCAGGUGUCUAUCGCGUGUACCGAGCAGAACCUUCGCAGCCGGAGCAGUGAGGACCGUCUGUGUGGACCCCGGCCGGGCCCUGGGGGCGGUAAUGGCGGGCCGGCCGGCGGGGGGCAUGGGAAUCCUCCAGGGGGUGGAGGGUCUGGCCCCAAAGCCCGAGCUGCACUGGUUCCCAGACCCCCAGCGCCCGCUGGGGCCCUCCGAGAGAGCACCGGCCGAGGCACUGGCAUGAAAUACAGGAACCUAGGGAAGUCUGGUCUUCGGGUAUCCUGUCUUGGCCUGGGUACCUGGGUUACAUUUGGUUCUCAGAUCUCAGAUGAGACAGCGGAGGAUGUGCUGACAGUAGCCUAUGAGCAUGGUGUAAACCUGUUUGACACCGCUGAAGUGUACGCAGCAGGAAAGGCUGAAAGGACCCUAGGCAACAUCCUGAAGAGCAAAGGUUGGAGGAGAUCAAGCUAUGUCAUCACCACCAAGAUUUUUUGGGGAGGACAGGCAGAAACCGAGCGAGGUUUGAGCCGCAAGCACAUCAUUGAGGGCUUGCGAGGAUCCCUGGAACGCCUCCAGCUGGGAUACGUGGACAUUGUCUUUGCCAAUCGCUCAGACCCCAACUGUCCUAUGGAGGAGAUUGUGCGAGCCAUGACCUAUGUCAUCAACCAGGGCCUGGCCCUAUACUGGGGGACAUCCCGAUGGGGGGCUGCAGAAAUCAUGGAGGCCUACUCCAUGGCCAGACAGUUCAAUCUGAUUCCUCCAGUUUGUGAACAAGCUGAGCACCAUCUGUUUCAGAGGGAGAAGGUGGAGAUGCAGCUGCCAGAGCUCUACCACAAGAUUGGAGUUGGAUCAGUCACCUGGUACCCUCUAGCCUGUGGUCUCAUUACUAGCAAGUAUGAUGGGCGAGUCCCAGAUACCUGCAGGGCCAACAUCAAGGGCUACCAGUGGCUCAAGGACAAAGUGCAGAGUGAAGACGGCAAGAAGCAACAAGCCAAAGUCAUGGACCUUCUCCCCAUGGCUCACCAGCUGGGCUGCACUGUGGCCCAGCUUGCCAUUGCAUGGUGUCUCCGCAGUGAGGGUGUCAGCUCUGUCUUGCUGGGGGUGUCGAGUGCGGAACAGUUGAUAGAACACCUGGGCGCUCUACAGGUGCUGAGCCAGCUGACCCCGCAGACGGUCAUGGAAAUAGACGGGCUCCUGGGGAACAAGCCGCAUUCCAAGAAGUAGUCCGUCAGGGGCGCAGGUACCCAUCCCGGCGCCACUGCACCCGCCGAGGACCUGCUUCCCGUAGCCGCCUCUCCCGCUCUGGAUCCCUCCAUGCAGAGGCUGGAGCCAGGGUAGCCCCGCCUACCAACGAGUCCCGGCUUCGAGUAGUGAUACGCAUGAACAAAGCCAUAUCCUUCCGCAGUGGGGCGCAGAGAGAAAGUAGUACGCCCGCCCCCGCUGUGUCCUUCUAGGCCUUCUUGCAAAUCUCCGGCAUGAGCUACUAGCCGUCGGCUCUCUGCCACUUGGUCUCGCCCCUUCUCUCUUCCCCCUAUUCCCGAGGCCCAGAAAAAAAAACAAAAACAAAAACCCAGCACAUACAAGAAACAAGCAGAGUACCUCAAAAGGGGCCCUUGAAAUGUCAUCAAAGGGUAAUAACCUAGUGAGUGAGUUGUAAUGUCAUCUGGGACGUAGGAAAUGGGGCUCUUAGGGUAUUCAGUACAAAGGAAGCCAGGCUGGUCCUGGCAGGAUGUAAAUGAUCAUCUUUGGGAAACUAGGACCCUGCCUCCCAGCCCAGAGGUGGAGGAGGGUGGUCAGGGUGGGAGCUACAGUGACACAGCACUGACAAAGGUAGAGAGAAAUUUAAUAGCACAUCUACACUGCAGUCUGGUGAAGUGGCCAGGGUGGCCCUUGGAAAACAGUUGGCUGUUUUUGCAGGAAUUAGUGACAGCCUUUUGGUCACGGGCAGAGACAAGGGGCUGACAUAAAAGGUCUGGGUACAGACUUUUGAGCCUUGAGCAGGACCUCCUACCUGGCAGCGGAGAACUGCAGUCUUCCUCCUGGCAAUAACCCUAAAGCAAUAAUGACGGCCCCUCCUCUGUAAGACUUCCCAGGGAACUGUAAAUAAACCUCAGCUUGAUUCUCACAGUGUCUGAAGUUGCAGGGAGUUGGAAGGCUAGGGUCACAGUCUCACCUGUCUGGCCGUCUGGCGCCCUAACAUUAGAAAGUUCCUAGCACUAACUUUGUCUCCAUUGCCCAUUCACCUUGGUGACCCAGGCAUCAGGCUCCUAGUCACUUUUCUCAUCAAGGACCAAGGCACCAGAUACCCUGGGCCUCAGUUUUCUUCGUUCAGUUUACCACAUUCCUUAGAACCCAGAAAUCUGGUUUCAUAAUUUUGUUCCUUCUCUUUCUAUGAAAGACCUAGCUAUCUGCCCUUGUUUUGUUUGUUUGUAUUUAAAGUGAUAUUAGCCAUACUUCUUUCUUGUACCUCUCAUUUCUCUCUCACUGAUACCCACACGUAUGCCAAGGAACUUGUGGCUGAGUGGGAAAUGCUAUUCUGAGGUUGAGGCUUUAUGAUUUGGUGGACAGGUAAAGUGAAGAAUGGUCUGAGGUUGAGGGAAUAGAGAGAAGAAAAGAUGUUAUCAUUUCAUUGGGACAGAACUGGGUGGAAAGUUACAACCUUAAAGGUCACAAGACAGAGGAAGAUGAGCUCUGCCUUCCAUAAAUAGAACCUCCCCAUCUCCCUUCUACCCAUCCUCAUCCUGCCUUGAUCCAAAAACUGGGCGAGCAGAGUAAAACCAAUUUCCAAAAGAAAAAA
Cebus imitator (Panamanian white-faced capuchin) is the source of this 3237-nucleotide messenger RNA. RefSeq names its product potassium voltage-gated channel subfamily A regulatory beta subunit 3 (gene KCNAB3). The record is from RefSeq and is a predicted model, not a curated record. The transcript is spliced from 14 exons. Gene Ontology annotation, cellular component: voltage-gated potassium channel complex; membrane; cytoplasm. Gene Ontology annotation, molecular function: voltage-gated potassium channel activity; transmembrane transporter binding; potassium channel regulator activity. Gene Ontology annotation, biological process: regulation of potassium ion transmembrane transport; potassium ion transport. Bases 450 to 1664 code for a protein of 404 amino acids. NCBI's taxonomy places the organism in Eukaryota, Metazoa, Chordata, Mammalia, Primates, Cebidae.